AUGUCCAUAGCAGCUUAUGAGGCUUUUGGUGAUGUAAUAUCAUUUAACACGACAUACUUGACGAAUAAGUAUGACAUGCCUUUUGCUCCUUUUGUUGGUGUAAAUCAUCACGGGCAAACUAUAUUAUUCGGAUGUGGUUUAUUGUCAAAGGAAGAUACAAAAACUUAUAUUUGGUUGUUCAAUACUUGGUUAGAAUGCAUGGCUGGUAAAGCUCCUAAGGUUAUAAUUACAGAUCAAUGUAUGGCUAUUCAAGAUGCAGUUAAGGCAGUUUUCCCGAACUCUCAUCACCGACUUUGCUUAUGGCAUAUCAUGAAGAAAGUUCCUGAGAAACUUGGAGGGUUAAAUGAGUACAAAGCAAUAAAGAAGGUAUUAAAGAGCAUCAUUUAUGAGGCAAUGGAUAUUCAAGAAUUCAAGAUACUUGCUGCUGAAAUUGGAGCACAAUCUAUUGAGAAAUAUAAUUUUCUAAUGAAGUUUGUGGAUGGGGCAAUUGAGAAGUUGAUGGAUGAUACAAAUUAUUGGGAGAGCCAUCCAAAGCAACAUUCAUUGGAAGUGGAUCAUGAACAACACCAAGCAACAUCUUCAACAACAAAGUUUCGAACUCCUUUAAAAGUUCGAACUAAGGGCCGACCACCAUUGAAGAGGAAGAAGUCAAAAGUCGAAGAAUUAAUCAUUAGAAAUAAGAAAAAGGUGAAUUCAAAUUCUCUUCCAAAUGCUUUGAAUAUGUAUGUCGCUAGCUUCACUUUACAAAAUAUUGGCACUGAUUCUUCAUCACAGGUAACUAGAAAGCUUUAUUUCAACACAUAUGAUUUAGAUGACUAA
This is a messenger RNA of Dioscorea cayenensis subsp. rotundata (Guinea yam), 819 nucleotides long. Its product is annotated as protein FAR1-RELATED SEQUENCE 3-like. NCBI's taxonomy places the organism in Eukaryota, Viridiplantae, Streptophyta, Magnoliopsida, Dioscoreales, Dioscoreaceae. Gene Ontology annotation, biological process: regulation of DNA-templated transcription. The record is from RefSeq and is a predicted model, not a curated record. Bases 1 to 819 code for a protein of 272 amino acids. The transcript is spliced from 3 exons.